AUGGCUUUUUCUAGUUCCAGCAAACCAAUAAAUAACAAUGAAACUCCAAAAGAUUAUGAGGUUCCUGAAUCACCUCAAGAUGGUAUAUCAUCAAUCACAUUUUCACCAGUAGCAGAUUACUUCGCUGUAACUUCAUGGGAUAAUAAUGUUCGAAUUUAUGAAGCAAAUUCACAAACUGGCUCUACUACUGGAAGAGCUAUGUACUCACAUGAAAAACCUGUACUUUGUUCAGCAUGGAGCAAAGAUGGUACAAGAGUAUUUUCAGGUGGUGCCGAUAAUGCUGGUCGUAUGUUUGACGUUGCUACACAAACAGCAAUUCAAAUAGCUCAACAUGAACAACCAAUAAAGUGUAUUAAAUAUCUUGAUACAAACAACGUUAUAUUAACUGCCAGUUGGGAUAAAAUGCUUAAGUAUUGGGAUUUACGAUCGUCACAAUCUAUUAUGACUGUCAACUUACCUGAACGUGUUUAUGCUUUGGAUUUAAUGUACCCAAAUCUUGUAGUAGGAGUUGCUGAUAGACGUCUCUUGUACUAUAAUCUUAAUAAUCCUCUUCAACACAUAAAGGAUGUUACAAGUACCUUGAAGUUCCAAACACGUUGUAUAACAUGUUUUCCAUCUGGUACUGGAUAUGCUAUAGGAAGUAUUGAAGGAAGAGUAGGCAUACAAUAUUUUGACGAGAAAGAGAAUCAAGAUGGGAAUAAUAUCUACGCAGUGAAUGCCAUAUCUUUUCACCCAUUGCAUGGUACAUUCUCAACUGCUGGAAGUGAUGGAUCAUUCAACUUUUGGGAUAAAGAUUCAAAAUCGCGUCUUAAAGGAUUUGCCAGCGUUGGCACUUCAAUUACUGCUUCUGAUUUCAAUAGCACUGGUGCAAUUUUUGCUUAUGCUGUGAGCUAUGAUUGGAGUAAAGGAUAUCUUCAAUAUCCACAACUUCCCUCAAAAAAUGCAGUCUACUUGCACGCUGUAAAAGAUGAUGAUAUUAAACCAAAAAUACCAAGAAAACUAUCAUCAUCACCAAUUAUAAAAGACGUGAAUUCAUAUUUGAUCCCACGUGGUCCUCAACAAAAUCCAUUAACAGGAUGUGCAAAAAUUAAUUCAGACUAUCUUCAAUUCAAAGCCAAAAUAAUAAUUAAUUACGAAGAUGUUAAAAAUUGUUACGAAAGUCUUCCUUAUAAUAAUGAUAUUGCUGUUUCGACCAUCGAAACUAUAAAAUCAACACUAACCCAAUUUUAUAUAUUCUUGGACCAAUCAAAAGAAAAUCCACAACCUGGCUUCACAUUUACAAAACAGGAUAUUAUAGCUGAACUAGACGCACUGUUGCAAAAAUCAUAUACUUCAGAUUUUCAAUUUUUUACAGAUUUACAAAACCUCGUUAGUCCAUUAAAGGACGGACAUCUGAGCAUACGGAGUGAAUGUUAUAGUAUAUUCGCAUUCGAUCAAAAAUUGUCAUUAUAUUCUAGUGUAAAACAAGACGGAACUCAGGUAAAAAAUCAUAUGAUGAAUGAAGCUAACCCAACUAAUAUAGAUUGUGAAGUCACACAGAUCGAUAAUCAACCUGCACUUCAAUUUAUAAUUGAUUAUGCAACAACGGAAAUUAAUGGUUCCAAGGAUUUAGGUGUCAGGUUUAAUCUGGCAUUAGCUUCUUUAAGCUUACUCAAUGCUAAAGCGGCUCCUGCAAUUAGCAGCGAACAAUUCACAAGACGUUUCGGAUUACCCAAGAAUGCAAAUUACACUUAUACCUUACAAUGUUCAAAUGCCACCGAUCCCACUGCUCCCGUCAUCACUAAAACAAUUACUCGUAGUUGGGUCGUGAAAGCCUCUAAGCUUGAUUUGGAUAGUGGUGGAUUAAAUGAUACUAAAACUUUUUUUGAAACUUUCUGUUUAAAAGAUCCAAAAUUGGUGAACGUGCCAAAAAGUCCAAGUUUCAUCGAGGAAUUAGAACCUUCAAUGGACGAUCUUUAUGAAAUAGAUCUUAUGUUUGAUCAAAAAGUUACUCAAGGUGUAUUGAUAUUUGAUGCGGCCGUCUUAAAGUUUUAUUUGUUACCUAAUAAUAUAGGUGUUGCAGUUAUUGGUAGGUUUAGUCCUUUAGAUAAAAAGUCGCCUUUAAUUUUAUUUGAUUCAUUGAUGAAAGGUUUUCAACUAUUAAGCACAAAUGUAUAUGGAUAUCCUGUUGAUAUGAAAUUAACCGAAUUAACACUACUUGCGAUUAAAACAGCAGCAGCAGCUUCUAAUGGUUCAACAAGUUUCGAUCCACGGAACUACGUUGAUGCUAAAACAUUGUAUGAAUUAAAAACUGCAGAUGAUCUAAUUGGCAACAACUUCAAAACACGUGGUGGGGUGACAAGUAGAUAUACGAACAAAUUCUCCGCUUCCGACUCGCAAAUACUUAAAGAGAUGUUAGGAAAUAAUACGAACCCUCUUCCCUGGAAAUCUACAGAUUAUGUCAUUCUUUCAAACGGAUUUUGUGGUUCUUCAUGUGCAAAUGUAGCACAAAUACUUGAAGAACUGUGGAAUGUUACUACGGUUGCUGUCGGGGGAUUGUAUGGCACACCAUUAUCAUAUGCAUCAUUUGCUGGUGGACAAGUAACAAACCUUGAAGCAAUGUUAGAUGAUUUACAAACUUUGGGCAUUACUUCAGCAAACAAUAAGUUAGUACCAAAGGGUUUUUUGACUAAGACAAACAUUGGUUUUCCAUAUAAAGAAGUUUAUAGUUAUAAAGGAGAAGGUGAAAUAGUGAUGGAAUAUGAUUUUAGACCUGCAAAAUAUAGAAUUUAUUAUGAUGCCGAAAGUAUCAGAGAUCCAAGUAAAUUAUGGCUACAAGCUGUCGUGUCACUUUCUAAAAAAGCUUUACAAGUUGGAGAAAAUUUAUGUUCCAAAGCUGACAAUCUUGUUAAAGAAUGUAAAACCGAUGUAGAAAAUAUCGAACAAUUAUAUCCUAAACUUAAAUUUAUAUGGAAUGAAUUGGUGGUUCAACUUAAGAAUAAAGAACAGGAAUUAAUAAUGAUUGUCGAAGAGUUGGAACACACAUUAGAACAACUUCGUGGUAAACAGGUUGAUUCAGCAAUCCGAGAGAAUGCAAUAUUAAUGGAAAAUCAAGCAUUUAUACGUGACAAUAAUAGCAGUGGUGGCAUUGGUAGUAUUGUUCUUGAUGUAAUAGGCGAAAAAGAUAAUAAUAAUUUAGAUCAAAAAAAAAGAAUGACAUUAUAUGAAUAUAUAGACGAGCAUGGUGUGCAUGAACUAAAAACGAAGACACAAGAUGAACAAUUCUUUAAUAGUAGUAAGUCAAUACUUGAUGAAAUAAGUACACAACUUGAACGAUUGCGUGAAAUGUAUGAAAGCAAUACAAUUUCACUUGAAGAAUCUGGUGUGGAAUUUUCAUACGAGAAAAUUCUUGAAAAGGAUACAGAUGAAUUACCAACGAUAUUGGAUGAUCUUCAAGAAGGACUUCAAAUGAUAGAAUCAACCAGCGAAGAAGUUCAUAUUAGAAAUCAAAUAUAUCAAUCAUCAUAUGAAGAAGCAUUAAAAUUAUUUAGUGAAUUAGAGAAAUUUACAACAAAAAUGGAAAAUCUUUCCAAUAAAAUGAAAGAACUCGAGGAAAAACCAAUUAAAUAUGAGGUUAUUUCUCAAGACACAAAAUUACCAAUGUUAUCUAGUAAAACAUUAACAGAGGCUCGAGAAAAUCUUUUAAAAUAUGGAGGAAAAGUUCCUUAA
This is a messenger RNA of Entrophospora sp. SA101, 3708 nucleotides long. The record is from the annotation of a GenBank genome assembly. Lineage: Eukaryota; Fungi; Glomeromycota; Glomeromycetes; Entrophosporales; Entrophosporaceae.